Messenger RNA from Erythranthe guttata (spotted monkey flower), 2676 nucleotides. Its product is annotated as Tetratricopeptide repeat (TPR)-like superfamily protein. The record is from RefSeq and is a predicted model, not a curated record. Lineage: Eukaryota; Viridiplantae; Streptophyta; Magnoliopsida; Lamiales; Phrymaceae. Gene Ontology annotation, biological process: RNA modification. Gene Ontology annotation, molecular function: protein binding; RNA binding.
GGAAUUAUUUUGGAUUAAAAAAGAAAAGAAAAAAAAACAAAAAGAUGCGUAUAGGCAUAUCUUCUCCGCCACUGCCCCUUCCCUUUUCCUCAUCCACCAUUGCACAAACCCACCACCACAGACGCUCCGCUUCCAUAUUCUCCACCGCCGUCGAGCCGCCGGAGCUCAGCCGACAGCAACCAUGCAGCACUUCACAAGAUACCCACCACAACACGGACCACAGCUCACCUCCCAAACCCAAAACUAUCCGUUUCCGUUUGAGCCACCUAUGCAGAGAAGGCCAGCUGCACCUCGCCCGCCAACUGUUCGACGAAAUUCCGCAACCAACUACUGUUCUAUGGAACACUCUCAUCAUCGGCUACAUUUGCAACAAAAUGCCACACGAAGCUAUAUCCUUGUACUCCCGCUUGUUCUACACCAUCAACUCCUCAGACGAUCGAAGCUGCGAUGCUUACACUUAUUCCUCUGUCCUGAAAGCUUGCGCCGAGACGAAGCAGCUCUCGACGGGUAAAGCUCUGCACGCCCAUAUUUUGCGGUACAAUGUUGAUCCAAGCAGGAUUGUGUACAAUUCUUUGUUGAAUAUGUACACCACUUGUCUUUUGAGCUCGGGGCAUGAUUUGGCGGAGAGGCUUUUUAGGACUAUGCGAAAACGGAAUGUGGUUUCUUGGAACACUAUCAUUUCUUGGUAUGCGAAGACGGGCAGAUUAAUGGAGGCAGUCAGUCAUUUUGUGAUGAUGAUCAAAGCUGGUUUUAGACCAACUGUUGUUAGUUUUAUUAAUAUUUUUCCUGCUGUUGCGGGUUUAGGGGAUGUCGAGAUUGCUAAUGUAGUUUACGGGAUGGUAACAAAACUGGGUCAUGAGUACGUAAAUGAUUUAUUCGUUGUGAGCUCUGCCAUUACCAUGUACGCAGAACUUGGCUGUCUUGAUUCGGCAAGAAAGAUUUUCGACAAUUGUUUGAACAAGAACUCUCAUGUUUGGAAUACUAUGAUCGGAGGUUAUGUUCAGAACAAUUGCUCUGUUUCAGCGCUCGACCUAUUUAACGAGGCAUUGGAAGCAAAAGAUGGUGGUGCAGCUAUAGAUGAUGUGACUUUUCUUUUAGCACUGACUGCAGCUUCGGAUUUACAACAGUUGGAUCUCGCCCGCCAGCUACAUUCGUAUUUAAUCAAGAAUUCUUCCGUUUCUUCUGUUAUUUUGCUCAACGCGCUGAUAGCUUUGUAUUCGAAGUGCAGCUCCAUUGGAGACACGUUCAAAGUUUUCAGUGACAUGCACGAAAGAGAUGUUGUAUCUUGGAAUACGAUGAUAUGUGCUCUAGUACAGAACGGAUUCGAUGAUGAAGGCUUGAUGCUCGUGCACGAGAUGCAAAAGCUAGGGUUUUCGAUCGAUGAUGUCACGAUUACUGCUUUACUCUCCGCAGCAUCGAAUCUCAGAAAUCAAGAACUCGGUAAACAGAUACAUGCUUAUAUGAUCAGGCAUAGCAUUCAGUUCAACGGAAUGGACAGUUAUCUCAUAGAUAUGUACGCGAAAUCAGGUCUAAUGCAAGCUUCAGAAAGAAUCUUUAAUGGGAAUUCCAAAGAAAGCAGAGAUCUCGCUGUAUGGAAUGCAAUGAUUUCUGGGAGCACCCAAAAUGGGUUGAUCGAAGAAUCUCUGAUUAUCUUCCGUCAGAUGCUGGAGGAAAAUAUAACGCCCAAUGCUGUCACUUUAGCUUCGGUUCUACCAGCAUGUAGUCAGUUAGGAAAUCUAGCUCUUGGAAAGCUGAUUCACGGAUUCGCCAUUCGCAAUUCGGUUGAAGAAAAUGUAUUCGUGAGCUCUGCUUUAGUGGACAUGUACUCAAAAUCCGGCGCCAUUCCUUACGCUGAAAGGGUUUUCUCGAAAAAGUCAGUCGAAAAGAAUUCCGUAACUUUCACAAAUAUGAUAUUGGGAUAUGCUCACCAUGGAAUGGGCGAAAAAGCCCUUUUGCUAUUCCACGCCAUGAAGGAAAGUGGUAUUAAACCUGAUGCUAUUACUUUCGUAGCGGUACUUUCUGCUUGUAGUUACACGGGUUUAAUCGAAGAAGGCCUCGAAAUAUUCGAGUCAAUGGAAAGUCAAUACAAGAUACGGCCCACUAUAGAGCAUUACGCUUGUAUAGUGGAUAUGUUGGGGAGAGUUGGGAGAGUGGUUGAAGCGUACGAGUUAGCUCGAAAAUUGGGCGAAGAAGGUAAUGUGUUGGGAAUAUGGGGUUCACUUCUUGGUUCGUGCAAGAUUCAUCGGGAUUUUGAAUUGGGAAAAAUUGUGGCGAAUAAAUUGCUCGAAAUGGAAGGUGGUGAUUAUGGGAAAACGGGAUAUCGUGUACUUCUUUCGAAUAUGUACGCGGAAGAGGGGAACUGGGAGUAUGUGAGGAGUGUGAGGAGAGAAAUGGCGGAGAGGGGGGCGGUGAAGGAGGUUGGAUGUAGUUGGAUCGAUAUCGGCGGUUAUACGAAUUGUUUCGUUUCUAGAGAUAGAAAGCAUCCGAUGUGUGAUGAGAUUUAUGAGGAGUUGAAGGGCUUGUCUGCAAAUUUGAAGGAUGUUGGUUUUGUGCCUCCCUUUGUUGUAUCAAGUGAAUGUUGAGACAUAUACAUUGAUUGGUGGAAAUUAAAAAUGGGAGAGUAUUAUUUUAUGUAACAAAUCUUUAUAUGAAAUAGUUGAUUUUUGCUCCACUUUA